This is a messenger RNA of Blastomyces gilchristii SLH14081, 2766 nucleotides long. Its product is annotated as phospholipid:diacylglycerol acyltransferase. The record is from RefSeq and is a predicted model, not a curated record. The transcript has 3 exons. Gene Ontology annotation, cellular component: perinuclear endoplasmic reticulum; cytoplasm. Gene Ontology annotation, biological process: lipid storage; triglyceride biosynthetic process. Lineage: Eukaryota; Fungi; Ascomycota; Eurotiomycetes; Onygenales; Ajellomycetaceae. The coding region runs from base 329 to 2272 and encodes 647 amino acids. Gene Ontology annotation, molecular function: phospholipid:diacylglycerol acyltransferase activity.
UUUCGAGUUCGUCCAAUUGGCACUCACUCCCAUGUCGGUGAUACGAAACCUGUCUCUCGGUGGUUGGGGUGGGGGAUGUUUUUACACUCACUAGCUGGCGUUUCCACUCCCGAUAUUUAUUUAUAAUAUUUAGCUCUGGCCAACCCUUUCCAGCUCUUUUUUCCCCUUCCCUGAUACAUACACACCAAGCUCCAACUUUUCCCAUGUGAUUCUCCGUCUGUAAUGACGGGCACUUUCGCCCAGUCGACGACAUCCUUUAUAUCUAUAUAUAUAUAUAUCUAUAAGCUUCUGAAACAGCAGCAGAGAGAGAUCUCUCCAAUACUUCGCCAUGUCGGGCCUGCGCCGUCGAUUUGGGCAGAUCUUCUCGACCUCUCCCCCGAGCUCUACAUCCGAGAUACCCGCCAUCUCUACCCCAGACGACAGCAACAAUAAUGACGGUAAUACCAACAGUAGCAGCAGCAAUAUCCUUUUGGCGCACAAGGAUGGAGAGCAGCUUCAUUUAGAAACGGACUUGAAGCUGCACCAAAUCCCCGUGAAGCGGAGGAGCAAGCGGCGCAAUGGGUUGAUAUUCGGACUCGGAGGCGUCUUUGGAAUAUUCUUGGCUCUUUUUUUCGCAAAUCAGAAUGAGGUUAUUAGCUUGGAUGCGCUGAUGGACCUAAAUUUGGAUUCUUUGAUUGAUGUUAUGCCCGCAGGCAUUAUCAGGGACGCAAGUCAAUUUUCGCAAACGGAACGCGCAGCUGUUAGCUAUGAUGCUUUCUCGGUUGGUCUCGGCCUCAAGGCCCAGGGCAUAGUAGCAAAGCACCCGGUCAUUAUGAUUCCUGGGGUCAUAUCAACAGGGUUAGAGAGUUGGGGAACGGACGAAAAGUCAAGACAAUAUUUCAGAAAAAGAUUAUGGGGAAGUUGGAGUAUGAUGCGAGCGCUCGUCCUCGACAAGGCCGGUUGGAAAAACCACAUUAUGCUGGAUAAGUUCACGGGCCUAGAUCCCCCCGGUAUUAAACUCCGCGCCGCGCAGGGGUUUGAUGCAACAGACUUUUUCAUAACGGGAUACUGGAUCUGGAACAAAAUUUUGGAAAAUCUAGCCACUAUUGGCUAUGACCCGAUUAAUGCGUUCUCCGCUGCUUAUGACUGGCGCCUUGCCUAUCUCAACCUUGAAAUGCGCGACCACUAUUUUAGCAGACUCAAGACCUACAUAGAGACGGCCGUGAAGCUUUCGGAUAAGAAGGUCGUGCUUGUUUCCCACAGUAUGGGCUCGCAAGUUGCCAUGUUCUUCUUCAAAUGGGUUGAGAGUCCGGAACAUGGAAAUGGAGGAGCUGACUGGGUAGAGACCUACGUCGAUUCGUGGAUUAAUAUCAGCGGCUGUAUGCUGGGAGCUUCAAAGGGAGUUCCAGCCAUUCUGUCAGGAGAAAUGAAAGACACCGCCCAACUUAACGCAUUUGCGGUCUACGGACUCGAAAAAUUUCUUUCCAAGGGGGAGAGAGCGGAGCUUUUCCGCGCGAUACCUGGCAUAUCAAGCAUGCUCCCCAAAGGCGGGGAGGCGGUUUGGGGCAACAAUACCUGGGCUCCAGAUGACCAAGAAGAUCAACCCUUUACAUUUGGCAACAUGCUUAAUUUCAAGGAGACGAAUUCGUCAGACACGCAACAGAACCUGACUGCUAAGACCAGCCUGCCGUUCCUCUUCAAACACACGGAGCAAUGGUACCGCGACCAGGUCCUCCAGAAUUACUCCCAUGGUGUCGCCCAUACGACGGAGGAGGUCGAAGCGAACGAAAAGGACCCGCGCACGUGGUUAAACCCGCUGGAAGCACGCUUACCCCUCGCCCCCAACCUGAAGAUCUAUUGCUUCUACGGGGUGGGCAAACUCACGGAACGUAGCUACUUUUACCACGAUGAUACCGAUCCGCUCUCGAAGCUCAAUGUCAGCAUCGACACAACAGUGACGAACGGGAUCAUAGAUCGUGGGGUGGUCAUGAGCGAGGGAGAUGGCACUGUCAACUUGCUCAGUUUGGGAUAUAUGUGUGCGAAAGGGUGGGGGAUUAAACGAUAUAACCCCGCGGGCGCGAAGGUGAAAGUGUAUGAGAUGCCUCAUGAGCCUGAUCGUUUCUCACCUCGAGGAGGGCCCAACACAGGCGACCACGUCGAUAUUCUUGGGCGGUCCUUGCUCAAUGAUCUAGUUCUUCGCGUCGCAGGGGGCAGAGGCGACAUGAUCGAAGAGAACUACGUGUCACGAAUAAGAGAGUAUUCCGACCGCGUCAAGGUUUACGAAGAAGAAUGAAGAAGUAAAACGAAAAAGUGCAGUAAUUAUACCUUACAUUAAUACCCCUCUGUGUAUAAAAAGAAAACGAAUUUCCUUCCCUUUCUCUAUUCCCAAGGACGGCUUUUCCCUGGUGUCUUUGCCUACCUCCACAUCCUCUCUAUCCAUAUCUUUUCCUAUUAUUUUCUCCCUUUUGCUCUAUUGGAAAGACUCCUGUGGAACGCAUUGCAUUCUCACUUUUUUUCCUUUCUUUUCUUUUCUUUUUUCCCCCCCCUUUUGGAUUCCAUCGUAUAUACCACUUCCGUUGUACCCGUUAUACUUUGCUUUAUACCACCCUCCUGUACAUCCUGCAUUGUUGUCGAUGACAAACAGCGGUGUUUUUGCCCGUGGUUCUCCUUGUACAAUGUUGGCCUUUUUGUAUCCGGCCUGCUUCUUUUCUUUCUUUCUUUCUUUCUUUCUUUCUUUCUUUUUCUUUUUUCUCUUCUUUCUUCUUUCUUCUUUUUUCUCUUUUUUCU